AUGACGCGAUCCACAGAUUUCCUCAUCCGGGGAAGCACGCAUGCAUAUUCAAAGGUGCCGUUCCAAGUGAUGCAACAGAUGGAGAUGUCUUACGAAGUACGGAGUACGACGAGAAACGACGCAUUCGACCAGAUGACGACGUUGACGUCUCAUCCCGAUGCCGAUGCCAAUGCUACUGCCGACCCCGGAUCUCAUGCCAAUGGUGCCCAGUACCGAGCACCAGCCUUCCGGUGGCGCUCCCUGAAACACCAGAACCCGCAUCGCCAGGCCAGGUCUGUCAGUCUCUGGGUCCGUGGGUCGAUUCACUCUAGGUCAGGGGUCUGGUCGGCAGACCCCUCUAUGCACGCCUGCGACCUGUGGCCAGGCUCCUAA
Molecule: messenger RNA, 372 nt
Organism: Scedosporium apiospermum
Lineage: Eukaryota; Fungi; Ascomycota; Sordariomycetes; Microascales; Microascaceae
Exons: 2
Coding region: 1-372 (123 amino acids)
Source: RefSeq, a predicted model, not a curated record